UUUCUCAGGCAGGGACAGAGCUCUACCGCCACUAUCAGCAGCCCUUGCUCCUUGAUGUUGUGGUAGAGUAGGCGCAUGCGCUCCUCAUUGGAAUUACUGCACUGGCCAGAAUAAGUUGGAUCUCGUCUGUCUUCACUGAAAUUCUAAAUCAUAGCAAAACUAUGGCGGUGUUGAGAAUAAGAAAAAAUAGCUACUUUGGGUUAUGGACCUUUCCCGUAAUAGUGGCUGUGGUCUGUGCGCAAAGUGUCAAUGACCCUAGCAAUAUGUCUGUCGUAAAAGAAACGGUGGAUAGACUGUUGAAAGGAUAUGACAUUCGCUUGAGGCCAGAUUUUGGAGGUCCCCCUGUGGGAGUGGGGAUGAACAUAGAUAUUGCCAGCAUAGACAUGGUAUCUGAAGUCAACAUGGACUAUACAUUGACUAUGUAUUUCCAGCAAGCUUGGCGAGACAAGCGGUUGUCGUACUCGGAGAUUCCCCUCAAUCUCACCCUGGAUAACCGAGUUGCCGAUCAGCUGUGGGUCCCGGACACCUACUUCCUAAAUGACAAGAAGUCUUUUGUGCACGGUGUCACCGUGAAAAACAGAAUGAUUCGCCUGCAUCCAGAUGGGACUGUGCUCUAUAGCCUCAGGAUUACUACUACAGCAGCUUGUAUGAUGGACCUGAGACGGUAUCCACUGGAUGAGCAGAACUGCACACUGGAAAUAGAGAGCUAUGGCUACACCACUGAUGACAUUGAGUUCUACUGGCGUGGAGGAGACAACGCUGUGACAGGGGUGGAGAGGAUAGAACUGCCCCAGUUCUCCAUUGUGGACCACAAACUCAUCUCCAAAAACGUUGUCUUCUCUACAGGAUCUUACCCCCGACUCUCCCUCAGCUUCAAGCUGAAGAGGAACAUCGGCUACUUUAUCCUGCAGACCUACAUGCCCUCCAUCCUGAUCACCAUCCUCUCCUGGGUGUCCUUCUGGAUCAACUACGACGCCUCCGCUGCCAGAGUGGCUUUGGGAAUCACGACUGUGCUGACCAUGACCACCAUCAACACCCACCUGCGGGAGACCCUUCCCAAGAUCCCCUAUGUCAAGGCCAUUGACAUGUACCUGAUGGGCUGUUUUGUCUUUGUCUUCCUGGCCCUGCUGGAGUACGCCUUGGUCAACUACAUCUUCUUCGGCAGAGGACCUCAGCGCCAGAAGAAGGCAGCCGAGAAAGCAGCUGUCGCUAACAAUGAGAAAAUGAGAAUGGAUGCAAACAAGUGGAUGGUGGGAAAUGUAGUUCAGAGAGACGAUACUCUGUAUGCAAGAAUGAAACAGAGGGAUAUUGAUGCUCAUGACUCGAUGUGGGAGCCGAUCUUUGUGGACGAUGCAGCAAUAGGACUAGGCGAGCAAAAGAAUAAGAUGGACCCACAUGAAAAUAUUUUACUGGGCACCAUAGAAAUUAAGAAUGAGAUGGGAGCGUCGGAGCUGACCCUCGGUCUCAGUGACCCCAGGAGCACCAUGUUAACUUACGACAGCUCAACCCUGCAGUACCGUAAAGCAGGACUGCAGGCGAGGCACAACUUCGGACGUAACACCCUGGAGCGCCACGUGCCUCAGAAGAAGAGCCGGCUACGGAGACGUGCGUCCCAGCUGAAGAUCAACAUUCCAGACUUGACUGAUGUAAACUCUAUCGACAAGUGGUCAAGAAUGAUCUUCCCUACUGUCUUUUCCUUGUUUAAUAUCAUCUAUUGGCUCUACUAUGUCAACUAAAAGGACGUCAGCAAGGACAGAACAGUAGAAACAACAACAAAAAUGUUGCUUGUUUUCACUCUGAAAUGUUUUUCAUUUGCUGUUUGUUCUUGCAACACAAGACUGAAUUACUAAAACAAAAUCAGGACUGAAUCCAUUUUACCUUGGAACACCUUAAUUGCUGGCUAACACGUGAAAACCUUAGAGGAGACAAAGUUAAAGAACAUAUAUGGUGCCUGUACCAGAAUAUUUGUUUAUAAUUUUACAAGUUGAAUAUUUAGUGAAUUUAGUAUUUUAUCAUUUUUAAAUGUUUGUUUGCAUAUAUUUUUAUGUUUCUACUUAGUAAUAUCUAUCUAUAUAUAAUUUGUUGCCAAAACAUAGCUAGAAAUAUUAGUGAUUUUAAAAUGUCUCAAAGACCACAAAGACAGGUCAAUCUUUGUAAAGAUGCAAUGUUAUUUAUCCUAUUUUGUCUUCAUACUGUGAAGUUUUACAUUUUCAUAAUAUUGCUAGUCAUAGUUAGAGGGUUUUACAAUUAACCAACCUUUUCUACUUUGAUAUAGUUGAUAAAUCAUAUUAUUUAUUUUGAAGUAUUAUUUUAAUUCUAGGAUGGUUUUUGAUAGUGUACUAGAUACUUUUUAAUAACAGAAACUGACAUCAUUCCAAAUGUUGGCAGAACAAAAUGGAAGGCAGUGCUUACUGAUGGUGCAGCUUAAAGACAAAUGCGUUACUAAGCCUUUGAUUCAUGGUUCAACAUUGCUCUCCUUCCCUAUUCAUUUAGAAAAGGUACAGUAUAUUAACUUGAUAGAUCAAUGUUCAUGUCUCAACUGAGAUGAUUAAUUUAUGAAAAACAGGAAACAGAGAGAAUGCUGCAUUUGUAAUUGAUGCACUUUAAGAAUGAUUCAAUAGAUGAUCUAGAAGACAAAAGCUAUAUCUAAGACAAAUACGCAGAUGUGUAUCUGCCCUUAGUCCAUUUCAGUCCUUUGUUCACAUAUUUGAUGACAAGAUAAUAUUUGAAAGAUUCAAAAACAUUUUAGUUAAUGUGGAGCUUCUUGUAGAUAUACAGAAACAAAUAUUGGCUCUAGUUCAUUAAGUAUCAUGGGAUACCAUCUGGUUUUUAAUUCAUACUCAUAAUGAAAUUGAGCCAGCAGUUAAGGCGUCUUUAAUAGGAUUUUCAUCUUGCAUCAUAAACCAAUAUUCUUUUUCACCAUGAUGUAUAAAUAUCAGUUGUAUACUGUAUGAAUGUUUAACAAGUCAUGGUGUUCUGCAAGGAUCCAUCCAAUCCAGCAUUUGUCUAUGAGAUAAUUCUCUUCUAGAACCUGGAAGGGUUUGAAGGACCAAGGUCUUGAGCAGCUCCACAUCCUUAAAUUAUACCUUCAGUCACUAAUGCUACAACUGCCAUUUCUUUUUUUUAAUAUUAAGCAUAUGAAAAAUACUAUGAAAAAGAGAAAAAUUUGCUCUGCAAGCUCAUAAAAGAUAUCAGAACAAAAAGCUAAAUUUUGUUCCAAAUUGCAAUCGAAAAGGGAUAUUAAGAUCUUACUUUUUCAGCACCAAAUUCCAUUGUUUUACUUUCAUGCAAAGUUUUACUGUAUUACUGUAUUAUCCAAUGUGUUUCUUUACAUUAGGAAUACAGUAGUAGUAUUUGCAUUCAAUGCAAAUGUUAUGUCAUAUAACACUGAUGAAUCUGAAACACAGAAGUAUGUACCUUUGUGGUAGGUACCAUGUCUGAACAAUAACUUUCUAAAAAAAAUCUACUUUAAUGAAAAUCUUAUUCUUUUGCCCAUAUAUGAUACAAAAGCCUUAUUGGCUGUAUAGUAUGCAUUGCAACACUACUUGGUGCUCUUGAGACUACUCCAUUCAAACAGAGAUAGUUACAAGAAUAAGAUUCGGACCAUAACAUUAAAAUUAAGUAUUUAUCUUAGUAAUUUCUAAUCACUUCUUGCGUUUGAGUAACCAUUUAUUUUAGAAAACAACAUGUCCACUAACAUUUUAUUUUAUUAUUAUUUAAAUGCAGAUAUGGUAUCAACUCAAGUUCAAUUGAAUGUCCUUAGUAUAUUUGCAAAAAUAGUAUUUUCAUAUCUAUUAUUUAAAUCUGCAUGCUCUUUUCUCAGUAAUAUCAUAAAAAUAUAUAACCAGUUUGUUUUUGUGUUUUCUUAACCACUACAUUCCGGUUGUGACCAGGUGAACACAAUGUGCAUAUGUUUAUAAGGAUCAACACGUAAUUGGUUAAGUUAUGGAUUUGUUAAAGAUAUUUUAUAAGAGUGUUAUUUUGCACAAGAAAGCAUGUCUGUUUUCAAGCUAAAAAAAUAUUAUUUUCUAUCCUUAAAAUGAUCUUAAUUUUAAGAAUUGUAAAUGCCUAUAGUGUAUUUCAUGUCAACUGUAUUACUGUAGUAUUUUAGUAACUUUUAAGUAUAUUAAAAACAAUAUAUCUACAAAAUAUCUAAAUUAGAACAAUCCAAAAUACUGCAAAAUGCUACAGAGACAAUAUCCUGAUUUAGAAAAUACCCUUUAAUAAAUUAAAAUGCUAAUAAAACACAAAGAUCAUUAAAUGUAUAAAAAUUUGUUUUAAUUUGGAUAAUUUAUAUAAUUAAGUAUAUUUAAAUAUUUUUGGGGGGUUAUUAGUAUUAACCUUCUAUUAUGAUUUGAAUUUGUGAUAGUAACAUUCUAAUUAUAAAGAUAAUGAUUAUUAAGUUGAACAUACAGGAUCAACAUGAGGCUGGAAUUCAUUCAAACUCACAGUGCAGAAAUUCCAAUGUGUAUGGUUAACAUACGUACGGUUGCAUUUUUGAAAGAUGUGGUCUUAAUGUAGAUUUUUAUCUAGAUAAUAAUUUGUUAUUUUGGGAUUUAUUUUUCAGCCAUGUUUAUUUUAUCAUCACAAUGUUGUAUGUGUAUAGAACAUGGCCGUUUACCAAUUUGAUUAUAAAUCCUCAUAUGAGCGUG
This is a messenger RNA of Esox lucius (northern pike), 4652 nucleotides long. Its product is annotated as gamma-aminobutyric acid receptor subunit beta-2. Gene Ontology annotation, cellular component: membrane; GABA-A receptor complex; neuron projection. Bases 162 to 1736 code for a protein of 524 amino acids. The record is from RefSeq and is a predicted model, not a curated record. NCBI's taxonomy places the organism in Eukaryota, Metazoa, Chordata, Actinopteri, Esociformes, Esocidae. Gene Ontology annotation, biological process: monoatomic ion transmembrane transport; regulation of membrane potential; chemical synaptic transmission. The transcript is spliced from 10 exons. Gene Ontology annotation, molecular function: neurotransmitter receptor activity; extracellular ligand-gated monoatomic ion channel activity; GABA-A receptor activity.